This is a messenger RNA of Prunus dulcis (almond), 1037 nucleotides long. RefSeq names its product glutathione S-transferase-like. Bases 168 to 833 code for a protein of 221 amino acids. Gene Ontology annotation, molecular function: glutathione binding; glutathione transferase activity. The transcript has 3 exons. NCBI's taxonomy places the organism in Eukaryota, Viridiplantae, Streptophyta, Magnoliopsida, Rosales, Rosaceae. The record is from RefSeq and is a predicted model, not a curated record. Gene Ontology annotation, cellular component: cytoplasm.
CCCAUCAAACCAACUAUUUAAGUAAGGGAUAAAGUGGCAGAGCAGCUCGUCGUGCUUUUGUAUGGUGUAAAACCAUACAGGAAGGCACUAAUUAGAAACUCCAGAAUAGUUCUACUCUAUAGAAAGAAAGAAUCAAAUUCAAUCCAAUCCAAUCCAUAGAAAGUGUAAUGGCGACUACUCCGGUGAAGGUGUACGGACCACCCAUAUCAACAGCCGUGUCAAGAGUGUUGGCCUGUCUCCUGGAGAAAGGCGUUGAUUAUCAGCUCAUUUCUGUCAACAUGUCCAAAGGCGAGCACAAGAAGCCUGACUAUCUCAAGAUCCAGCCGUUUGGACAAGUGCCGGCUUUUCAAGACGAGGACAUCUCCCUCUUUGAAUCCAGAGCCAUAUGCCGGUACAUAUGUGACAAGUACGCGGAUCAGGGAAACAAGGGGUUGUAUGGAACGAAUCCAUUGGCAAAAGCCUCCAUAGAUCAGUGGCUGGAAGCAGAAGGGCAAAGCUUCAGCCCUCCAAGCUCAACUCUGGUGUUUCAGCUCGCAUUCGCACCAAGAAUGAAGCUGAAACAAGACCAGGGAGUGAUAAGGCAGAAUGAAGAAAAACUGAACAAGGUGCUGGACGUGUACGAAAAGAGGCUCGGGGAGAGCCGGUUCUUGGCCGGAGAUGAAUUCUCACUGGCCGAUCUGUCCCACUUGCCCAACGGGCACUACUUGGUGAAUGCCACAGACAGGGGAGAGCUGUUUACUUCUAGAAACAAUGUGGGGAGGUGGUGGACUGAGAUUUCGACACGAGACUCGUGGGAGAAGGUGGUCGAGAUGCAGAAGCCUACUGCAAAUUAGAUUUUCAGCCUUGCACAUGCUUGCUGCUUCACUUUUGCUAUGGCAUCGGCUUAACUUAAUUCAAGGCUUGAAUAAAUUAUUUCUGAUGUUUGGAGACUAUUUUGGUGUGGUUUCUUUCUGGUGUUUUGUUUUGUUUUUUUAUUUCCCCGUCUUUAACUAUUGUUGUCUGGUUUAUAAAAUAAUGUAAAGCAGAGUUGUUUGGCA